Aspergillus affinis is the source of this 774-nucleotide messenger RNA. RefSeq lists its product as uncharacterized. NCBI's taxonomy places the organism in Eukaryota, Fungi, Ascomycota, Eurotiomycetes, Eurotiales, Aspergillaceae. The record is from RefSeq and is a predicted model, not a curated record. The coding region runs from base 1 to 774 and encodes 257 amino acids. The transcript has 5 exons.
AUGGCACCUGCGCCUGCACAUCCGGCUCAAACCGAUGAGCACCAAUACUGGACCGAUCCCAUUCUUUGCGAGGAAACUCUAGCCAGACUGGAACAUUUUCGCAAUCUUGGAUGGCUCCCUCCAAAUUUCAGACCAAAGACAGUAUUAGAUAUUGCUGUCAUCGAACACUAUUGGCGAAAAUUUUGUAUCCAAUCGAACGAGGACUACGUGGAUUAUCUUCUUUUAGAAGAUCAGACGAUCUACAUGAACUUUUUUGACUGGAUGUCCAAAACGUCACGAGAGAAACUGCUUCAGUCGUAUGAUAAAAACUGGCGUCGCCUUUGCCAAUACUUCGAGCUGUUCACCCGCCGCCGCGUCAGUGAGGAUGCCCAUAAACAGAUGCGACGAUUUCUCGCAGGUGUGUUUCCAGCCGGGCGCAGAACCCUCCGACGAACGAAGGACAAACACACUCUAGAUGUAGAUGUUUAUGGUGUGAUGUACUGGCAUCAUUGGGUCCAUUCGAGAUUUUUUCGUCACGGGAGCAUGAUUGUUCAGUUUGCUACAGUCCAGCUCCGGUCCGCUAUCACAGGCACGCAACCUAGCGUCUUGCUUCCUCAAGACACCUCAUCACCUGGCAUUCCAGCUUUGGGCAAACGCAAACGGGAUGGCACCUUCCAGAGUGAUCUUCCAAAGCACAUUUCCUUGAAAGAUCUUCCGGACUCGUUUCGUGAUCUCAAAGGUCGACCGGAAGGCGCUGAUGGAAACAAAUUCUUCAACUUCGUCGUCAUCUCAUAG